AUGUCGUUCCUUCUCUCCAUCAUACUGCUGGCCACAUUGGUCGCAGCCCAAGCCAACCACGUCAUACAUGGCUUCGAGUAUUUCGCAUGUGUCAACAUGACCUCUGACAAGUUCACUGCCUUUGUAAACUUCCCCUCGGCCUAUACCCCGGAGCAGUGUCAGUCCGCCUGUACAGGAUUCGAUAUCGCUGCUGCCUUUGCCGACGGCUGUCGCUGUGGACGCAAAAUCGAGAGUCUUCCUAAGGUCGAGGAGUCUCUCUGUGCCAACCCGUGCAAUGGAAAUGCCGAGUUUGGUUUCUGCGGCUUCUCGAGCCCGACUGGUUGCAGUUAUGCCAACAUAUAUCUAGCUUGUGACGACUUCCCCUCCACUUGGAACCCAGUAACCACUGCCAGCCCUCCCGCUAUCACUUUCUCGACCAUCCGGCUUCCGACCAUCACCCGUACGAUUCGACUCGCUACAAAGUCCACCGUGGUGAUCCAUACCGUCACACCAGGUAGUCUCUCAACUUCAUGCCCAUUGAACCAUGACCACGUUCCCACCCCAACAAUCAGUGGCCAUCCCGUGGACCCUGUUGUUGUCGUUCAGACGGUCGUCGUUCAUGUUCCUCCAAAGAGUUCCUCGGGACUGCAAGGUUACGACAGAACUCGGUCAGAUCCUCCCGUUCCCACGCGACCACCUGCCGAGACACAUGCCAUUCCUCCUCAAACAGCAUCCAAUAGUCUCAGCCUUACCACAUUGAUACCUUAUGGGGAUCCGCCCAUUCCAGCUGGCCCUAUUUUCGGCAACGCUACCAUCACAACCAGCCCUGAGGGACCGGAAUUUCGUACAAUGUUGCCUGAUGAUCCUGGUGCAACUGCUACAACGCUCAUUCCCGCAGUCGUCACUGUUGCCCAAGCACAUCGUGCCACCGCCGAAAUCAGAUCCUCGAAGAACGAGCUUCACGACAUCCGCCCAAAGGGGAGCAAAACCAGGAACAGCCGAUCGCCUCUCCCCGCGGCCGAUCAAUCGCUGUCCCCCAUGCAGCGCUCUGCAGCCAUGCCAGAACCCCAGUUAGGAGUACCAAGCCCGGAUCGCGACUCACAACCACCGCCGUUGCGCGACGCGCCUCUCACCGCUCCGGAUGCGGAUGGAGCAGCCUCGGCAACGGCGAUCCAGGGUACCAACUCAGCCAACGCCGAAACCGGGUCCCAGACGUCGACCCUGGCCGUUAGAUCACGACCCCUAGCCGAAGACGUCCACUCUGGCGUUGAUGACACAUCACUGGGCCCGUUCUUCGAGGUUCUUACUUUCGACCUGCGCUAUCAAAUCUACCAGUUCGCUUUUGGAAGCAAAACCCUCCAUCUCUAUCUCCUCUACAGACGGAGCCUUCAACCUGAUGUGCGAUGGCGUAAGGGUCAUCAACCCGUGCCAGCAUGGUACCCUCACUCACCCAGCGUAUCGCCAAUGGAUCCGCCAUUCGUAGACGCAACCAUGACACCGCAAUGGUACUGGUGGAGCUGUGUGUGCGGCCCAGAAGACCGAAAGCUCGAGACGAAGCUGGGUUAUCAGUGUCCUAGGGGUUUCUUUCAGACGUGCGGGCCCAAGGAGACAUACCUGGGCAUCUUGCCUUGCUAUGAGGAGACAAUCAAAGUGCUGUACGCUAGCAACACCUUCAAAUUUGAGCAGAAGCUCGAGGCAAUGUAUUUUCCCUCCGCCAUUACCACGUCUCACCUCCAAUGGAUCACGUCGCUGGAAAUUCGCAUACCAGACCGUGACGAGUCUCUUACCGACCGCACUCUCGAUAAAGCCCCGCGGCCGUCCACGGGUGCUCCACUCAUCACUGACCUCCGCGAUAUGAGUCUCCGUGACCAGUACCUGCGCAUCAUUAAUCAAAUCGCGCCCACUUUCCCGGCGCUCCGCCGCCUGCACAUCUCCUUUGAAGGCUCCGUGAGGCGGGUGCCCGUACCGCGGCCUAAUGUGACGACGUUGCUAAUCUCCACCCUCGGCGAAGUCGACACGGAUGAGCUGGAGGGGUUGGUAUUGGGGCCUAUUGACGUGCUGCCGAGCACAAUUGAGAAACAAGUUCUAUUCUACCAGUCGCUUUACACCGCACUGGUGGCUGCGGAAGCAAAGCGUACGGGUGACGAGGUCAAGGAAGUUGAGCAUCUUAGGAACGAUGGGCGGCCCGGGUGGACCAAGUUUUGGCGAUCGCUGGAGAGCGAGGAAGAUUCAAAGGCCGGAUACUGGGGCGGUCUCAUGGUUCAAGCAGACGAACCUCGCAAGAGCUCGCGAUUUGCGGAGAAGGAAACGGAUGUGGGGGAGAUUCAGCGAAUGAGCCCACUACGGGCGCGUGCAGAGGGUUUUGCGAGAACCGGCAUCAUGCUCACACCGUUAUCGAGCAUGAACGCCUGGUGGUGGCACAUCCUCGAGAACCACGUCUACGCCCUCCCGCCCUCAGCACCGCGCAAGCGCACCAAACCGAUGGAGGUCCUCUGCGUCGGCCCGCCACGAAGCGGCACCGAGUCGCUCCAGCAGGCCCUGCUCACCCUCGGGUACGACUACACCUACCACGGCUGGGACAUUGUAUACGAAGACCCGCCGAUUCCGGCACCGGGGUGGGUCAGACUCGCGCGAAAGAAGUGGUUCGGGGCCGACGGCAGCGGCAGCGGCUCCGCGUCACCGAAAGCCAGGGGAGACUGCGAGAUCACGGCGGCGGAGUUUGACGAGCUCAUCGGGCACUGCGUGGCCGUUACUGACGCGGCGGCGAGCUGUUUCGCGGCGGAGAUGAUUCGCGCGUACCCUGAUGCCAAGGUGGUGUUGAACGUGCGGAGGGACCUGGAUAGGUGGCACGACAGCGCCGUCAAGACCCUGGUGCACGUCAACGAGAGCUGGAGCUUCUGGAUCGCGAGUCUGCUUGACCGCGAGGCGUUUUGGGCUUGGCAUGUCUAUGAGAGGUUCCUGUGGGCUUUAUUCUUCCGAGCGCCGGACGGGGAUAUGGCGGGGGCUAUUAAACGGAAUGGCAAGUGGAUUUAUCGAGAACAUUGUGAUAUGAUCCGCGGCCUGGUCCCGCCUGAUCGUCUACUCGAGUGGUCUGUCGACGAGGGGUGGGAGCCGCUGUGCAAGUUUUUGGGUAAGGAGAUUCCAGAUGAGCCUUUCCCACAUGCGAACGCGACUGGUAUGGGUGGUGGGUGGAAGGCGCGGGAGGAGAUGGCCACGAAGAGGUGGAUUGAGGGAGCGCUGACGAAUUUGAUUCUCUUCGGAUGUCUUUUUGUCGGCGCGGCUGCGGUUUGGAUGAGGUAUGGAAGGUGA
Molecule: messenger RNA, 3288 nt
Organism: Colletotrichum truncatum
Lineage: Eukaryota; Fungi; Ascomycota; Sordariomycetes; Glomerellales; Glomerellaceae
Source: RefSeq, a predicted model, not a curated record